AUGGCAAUUAGUUUGUUGGUUCGCGAGGUAUCCGACCUCUGUCUUGGAAAGCCAGCGUUGAGGUCACUCUCCAUUUCCGCCCCCGUCAACGAUGUAUUGUUGAUGCUCAAGGGGUCGAGUGACAACUUUCUUAGCGUUUGGAGUUGUAAUCAUUCCUCGAAUGCGAAAGUCGGCUUCAAGGAUUGUCGAUGUGUCGUGAACCUUUGCAUGGUUGGAGACGCGUCCUGGCCAUUGGAUAUUGGGAAAUUAAUCGGGGAGAUCUCCCCAUACACCCUGGCAAGCUGCGAUGAAACAGUCGCAGUGGAAAUUACAACCCUCUCAGUGGGCAAUUUAAUGGCUUACAUCGACUACGGUGGUCCGCCGGAAGCCCUGGUGCAGGUGGUGAAGGCAAGGUUGAAAGAGAGGAAGUUGGAAGGAAUGUUGGAGGAAUUCUCCCUGUCAUCGUGUUCGUCAGACAAGGAGUCCUCUUCGUCGUCACCAAGGGCGCCAUUGCGGUUGCGCAGGUAUAGUCGACAGGGAAGUUACUCGGCGAGGAUGGUGGGGAGAGCGGAGGCAUCUCUCUGCACCAGUACUUCAUCGAUGAAGUAG
Molecule: messenger RNA, 588 nt
Organism: Nelumbo nucifera (sacred lotus)
Lineage: Eukaryota; Viridiplantae; Streptophyta; Magnoliopsida; Proteales; Nelumbonaceae
Product: CBS domain-containing protein CBSX5-like
Source: RefSeq, a predicted model, not a curated record